Enterobius vermicularis (human pinworm) is the source of this 1419-nucleotide messenger RNA. Lineage: Eukaryota; Metazoa; Nematoda; Chromadorea; Rhabditida; Oxyuridae. The record is from the annotation of a GenBank genome assembly.
AUGCUGCAUUUAACUGUUAACACUUUUACGGUUGGAAGUUAUAAUGCGUUGGUGGAUGAAGCCUAUCGUUUACAUUAUGAUCCAAACACGUUAGCCGUUCUGGUGUUAAAUACUCCUACUUUCUUUGACACAACUUUUAAAAAAUGGCUGCAGGCACAGAAAAGAGAAGACGAGGAGUACUCACAGUUUGUUGAACGUUUCGGAUGUAAUCCACUGAAUACGUUUUUCACAGAAAGAUUCCGGAAACUAAAGAAAGAAUUAUCACCACUGAAAUGUGAUGUAUUUCAUGACUAUGAAUUUUGCGAUGGCAAACCUAGGAUACUUAUGGGAACUUGUGGUCACGUUUCUGGUGUAGCUUAUUUUUACCACUCAAGACCUGAAAUCAACAAUAACAAUUAUAUAACAGACGGUGUAAAAGUUGCAGUGGCUCCAAUCCGCCCUAUGGGUUUAAGUCUUCAUUCAAAAUACGGUGGACAUUUUGCAUUUCGCGGUGUGGUGAUAUUCCCUGAUACAUAUUUACCAGAGACUUUUUGUGAAAUGAAACCAAAGAUGGUGCUUGACACUGACGAAAAACAACGAGAAGCAAUUGAAUUGUUUAAUCUUCACUGGCAGGAUGGUAGAUUCAGGGAUUGUGGUUGUUCUGGAGAAAAGUAUAGUGAUUUACAACUGGCAUUCUACAGCAUUCCUCCGGUAGAACGCUGGGCUUUGUUAAAGAGCUGGUUCUUCGGGUAUCAGUCUUUCCUUUGUACAGUUUCCACCUACAAUGAAUUGGCUGGUUCUUUAUUCCAAUUGGAAUAUCCAGGCGAUACAAUGGGAGUUAUUCUGUUGAAUACACCGUCAUUUUUUGAAACGACUUUUAAACGGUGGCUUUGUUCAAAAAAGUCGCCAUAUGAGACUUUUGAGGAAUUUGCUAAGAAAUUUCCAUCGGGUCCUGUACAGGAGUUUUUUAACGAGAUGAUGCCGAAAGUACAGGAGGCACUUAAACCUGUUGAUUCUACUGUUAUUUAUGACUACGAACUUCACCCAAACAGGAGACCAAAAAUCUUGAUGACAAUUUGUGGCCAUGUGGCUGGUGCAGCGUUUUAUUACCAUCCACCAGAGGAAGCCCUCGAAUGUUUGUUUCAGAAAAGAGCUGGGGUGAGUCUACACCCUAAGUAUGGCGGUUAUUUUGCUUAUCGAGCUGUUCUUAUAUUUCCGGAAGUGAUUUUACCUCCGGAUUUCAAAGAACAAAGGGCUCCAAUGUUGUUGACUACUAUUGAGAAACAAGAUGAAGCUGUGCGGUUGUAUAACGACCACUGGUGGGAAGGAAAGUUUCGUGACUGCGGAGAUCCGGUCGAAAAAUACAGCCCUCUACAACUCAAAUAUUUUAGCUCUUUACCAAAGGAUAGGUGGGAUAUAAUAAAACAUUGGUUCUACUGA